AUGUUACCAUUGAUAACUGCCAUGAAGAACAUGAAGACACCACAUUUUGAAGGAGGGACAGACCCAUUUGAAGCUGACCAGUGGCUUCGAACUAUGGAGAAAAACUUUGAGUCCCUGACGUGUUCUGAAGAGUCUAAGAAAAAGAUGGCGGUGUAUUACUUAGAAAAAGACGGGGCAGAAUGGUGGGAAACUAGGGAUCGCCAAGUAGGACAUCUGGUCACCACUUGGGCGGCAUUCAAAAAGGAAUUAGAACGCAAGUAUUUCACCCCGGAGUCCAAGCGAAGGCUUCAAUAUUUGUUUGCUAACCUAGCACAAGGAGACAAGACAGUUAGAGAAUAUGAAUCGGAGUUCAUGCGACUGCGAAAACACGUGCUGCGAGGACAAGAUGAUGAAGAAACCAUGAUAUCCAACUUUAUGUUUGGUUUAAAACCAGAGUUGGAAAAUAGAAUGGCAGUCGGGAACUACGAGAGUCUCACCGAGCUAGUUGAAAAGGCUGUGAAUGUGGAGAUCAGAUUAGAAGCUGAGAAGGCGGCAAGUAAAAAGUCCAAGCAGCAUCAAGAAGGAAAGUAUGGUGGAAAUCAAAGAUCAUUCAAGGGAAAAUGCUUUAACUGUGGCAAGAUAGGCCAUAAGUCAAGUCAAUGCUUCGGAAAGAAACAUGGAUCCUUUCAGUCAAACUCUUAUAAUUCUACAUGCUACACGUGUGGAAAGAAAGGACACAUAUCUACCCAGUGCAGUGUCAAUCGUCCUAUCCCGGCUACGCCAAUCACUGUUCAUCCUCCCCCGGCUCCACCUGCAAUCGCACCAGCGCCAAAAAGGCAAGCUAUAGGAGGUAGAUUUUACGCUUUAGAACUAGAGGAUACUAAACCUCCAGGCCCAUUUAAGGGUCCCAUCACAGGAACUUUACAUGUUGCGGGACGUCCCACACAUGUAUUGUUCGACUCGGGGGCAACACAUAGCUUUGUGGCCCCUGAGGUAGCUACCGAGUUUGUGGGUUCAUUUGUGAUUGACAGGAUGGAUGUGGCUGUGAUGACUCCCGGAGACCAAACCCUACAAGCAAAAGAAUGCCUCAGAAGAGUUCCGUUAGUCAUUUGCGAGAAAAUGUUCUUGGCAGAUUUGUUGGUGGAGAACGGGCAACGUCAAAUAGUGUUCUACGGGAUCAGUCCAAGCAAGUCAGUGUCUUUAGUAGCUGCCUUGAGAGUGGAAGAUUUGCUUAAGGAUGGAGAAGCGUAUCUGGUAACAGUAACUGCUAUACAAGAGUUUGAGGAUGUGUUUGCAGUGUUGAAAGAGUUACCUCCACCUCGGAGUAACCCUUUCACAAUUAACUUGGAACUUGAAGCGAAGCCGAUAGCAAAGGCUCCCUACCGCAUGGAACCUGCGGAGUUGGCAGAGUUGAAGAAACAACUUGAAGAUUUAAUGGAGAAAGGUUUCAUAAGACCUAGCUCUUCACCAUGGGGAGCUCCGGUCUUAUUUGUCAAGAAGAAAGAUGGUAGCAUGCGGCUUUGCAUUGAUUAUCGAGGAAUCAACAAUAUCACCAUCAAAGAUAAGUAUCCCCUUCCGAGGAUAGACGAGUUGUUGGAUCAGCUAAGGGGAGCAAGUUGGUUUUCAAAGAUCGACUCGGGCUAUCAUCAGAUUCCAAUUUCAGAAGGUGAUGCCAUGAUGACUGCAUUUAGAACUCGUUAUGGAUAA
This is a messenger RNA of Brassica rapa (field mustard), 1686 nucleotides long. RefSeq lists its product as uncharacterized. The record is from RefSeq and is a predicted model, not a curated record. Gene Ontology annotation, molecular function: aspartic-type endopeptidase activity; nucleic acid binding; zinc ion binding. Lineage: Eukaryota; Viridiplantae; Streptophyta; Magnoliopsida; Brassicales; Brassicaceae. Gene Ontology annotation, biological process: proteolysis.